Molecule: messenger RNA, 2651 nt
Organism: Phyllopteryx taeniolatus (common seadragon)
Lineage: Eukaryota; Metazoa; Chordata; Actinopteri; Syngnathiformes; Syngnathidae
Gene: fktn
Product: fukutin
Exons: 10
Coding region: 138-1499 (453 amino acids)
Cellular component (GO): Golgi membrane
Source: RefSeq, a predicted model, not a curated record
GAAGCGGAAGUGGCAGCCCCGCCCCCUGAGUGGCCCGAGCGUCCAAGAUGGCGGCCGGCUGACUCUGGGCUCGUGUCCGACUCGCGCUCACAGUCACAGCCGAAGCCGAGCUGCCGUUCGGCGGACACGAGGCGCGGAUGCCUCGCGUGAACCGGACGGCGCUGCUGGCGCUGCUGGUGGCGAGCAGCUGCGUCUUCCUGCUCUUUCAGCUCCGUUACUACCGGAACUACGUCACCAAGGCUGGCCCGCGCAUCCCGGGACGCACGCCGGGUCACGUGACCGCCAGCCACCUCCAAUGGCAAAGCGUGAAGACGUUCCUGCGCCUGUCGCGGCGUUUCCGCCUGCCGCUGUUCCUGGCCGACCCCGCCGUUCUCGGGCCGCUGGAGCGCGAGCGGCCGCCGACGGAGGCUCGCUGCGGCUUCCUGUGCGGCGGGCGAGCCGUCACGUCCUUCGGGCUGCUGGCCGGCGCGCGGACGUACGACGCCGCCUUCCGAUUGGCCGCCGAGGAGAAAGGUUUCGAGGUGCUGGAGGUGCGAGGAGAAGACCCCCGAUUGGCCAGCUUAGACCUACUGUCCGGGGAGGACAUCCCCCUGCAUCUUGUGCUCCGCCUCCAUGGUUACUUCAUCCAGCUGGUGAUCCUGUACGAGCGUAGCGGCGACUACUUGUGGCACGGCCCGCUGCGCCUCAAAGCCGACGCCGACCGCGGCUUUGCGCCCUUCGCGCUGAUGGAGUUCGGGCGCCACGCCGGCGCCUACGACAGGCCGCGGCUGGUACUGACGGCGGUGGACGGCCUGGACGUCGCCGUCCCUCGGAACAUCUCCGACUUCCUGGCUCAGCAUCGGCGCGCUCGCUUCCUGGAGUGCCGCUACCGGGACGCGCGGCGCUUCCUGCAGCUCUACCCUGACGACUCGUCUCCCGAGGCGCUGGACUUUCGUAACAAAGCCAAGUCUUUGCUUCGGUUGGCCGCCAAAACGCUCGCACGUCUGGACGUCCCCUUCUGGAUCAGCAGCGGAACCUGCCUGGGCUGGUUCCGGCAAUGCGGCUUCAUCUCGUACAGCCGCGACGUGGACAUCGGGAUCUUCAUCGGCGACUUCCGCCCCGACGUCAUCACGGCCUUCCAGGACGUUGGCCUGUCACUCAAACACAAGUUCGGCAAGGUGGAGGACAGUCUGGAGUUGUCCUUCGUGAGGGACGGCGUCAAGCUGGACGUCUUCUUCUUCUAUCGGGACGGCCACCUGAGCUGGAACGGCGGCACGCAGGCCAAGAGUGGCAGAAAGUUCAAGUACACGUUCCCGCGCUUCUCGCUGUGCUGGGCCGAGCUGGCCGAGGUCCGAGUGGGAGUUCCGUGCGAGACGCUGGACUACGUGACGGCCAAUUACGGCGCCGCCGCGUGGCGCGUCCCGCAGAGGGCGUGGGACUGGAAGUCGUCGCCCAGCAACGUCCAAGAAAACGGGGUGUGGCCGCUCGAGCGCUGGGACGAACUUAUUCAAGUGUAUUGAACACUAAUGGAAAAAAAACAUGCUCCUGUUUUUCAAGUAAUAGGGAGAUGAAUUCACCAUUGGGCCAAUAUUCGGCUCUAGAAAAAAACUGAGACCAAAUAGAUUGUAAAGGAUCGUUUGUUGGUAUUUUGAUCAUUUUUUGCAAAUACAGUAGACGCUCUAAACCAGGGGGGGUCAAAGUGCGUUGUGUGGGCGCCCUCUAGUGGUAUGAUAAAGAAUAUUGAAUUAAAUGACGUUUUAAAAAAAAAAAAAAAAAAACUCUUUUCCUGCCAUGGACAAAUUCGUCAAUGACGAAAAACACGUCAACUACGUUUUGUUUUUCAAUUGCGGGGCUGAGAAGGGCCUGGCGCAGCUCCACUGGGACUUUGAAGAGUGGAAUCCUUUUUUUCUGCCAUACAAAUCACCAGCAGAUGGCAGCAGCGCCUCGGAUGAGCGAUCAGUCAAUAUCGGAAACAGGAAGUGAGGCAGAGUCGUGCUCAAACGGCGUAAAAGAGGUGAGAAACGUGGGGAAAAAAUGUCAAAAUCUAGACAUACAGACAGCUGACGAAGCAAAUAAAAAGGGGUAGUCAUCUCUGAUGGAUGACGACGGCAGAGCACAGUGGAAAAGGAAAGAUGACGCUGGAAAGUGGCAGAAGCUCGUCCGCGACGCUCACGGCGGAAACGAAGGAGGGAAGAGCCCCCCUCCCCUUCCCCCCCUCGAGUUGAGAAUACGAUCCUAUGGAUUGGGGAAGAACUGGAGAUAUUCAUAUAUCAUAAUUAUAUUAUUUUGUAUUGCGUUGAUGAAGUCGUUAUGUCGUGUAUGUAAACUCGUUAUUAGUAGCAACGUUCUCAUCGAAUUUUCGCGAGUUUCACGAGCGUAUGCGGAAACGAGGCGGGGCUAGCAAACAUCCGGGUAGUAUUCUCCUGACAGGUCAUGUGACGUGACGUCGGAUGGUGUCAGCUGACUGCGCCGCGCCAUUGAGAGACGUCCAGGCCGUGGCGUAGACGGAAAUACGCCCCACAUCAUUGAGGCACGGGAGACUGAAAGACGACCGACGUUGAGCUUCUCGAGGUCGUCUUUGGUCCACGAUGGCGAGUCAGUCUCAGGGCAUCCAGCAGCUGCUGCAGGCCGAGAAGAGAGCCGCGGAGAAGGUGGCCGAAGCCCGCAAACGU